Messenger RNA from Cyprinodon variegatus (sheepshead minnow), 1986 nucleotides. RefSeq names its product neurexophilin-1-like. The transcript is spliced from 2 exons. Bases 1 to 903 code for a protein of 300 amino acids. Lineage: Eukaryota; Metazoa; Chordata; Actinopteri; Cyprinodontiformes; Cyprinodontidae. Gene Ontology annotation, molecular function: signaling receptor binding. The record is from RefSeq and is a predicted model, not a curated record.
AUGGAGUCAAAACACACCGGGCAUUUGAACCAAGCCGUCAGCUCCAGGGCUGGUCCAGGAACCCCGGUGGAUGGGGACAGCGAGCCAGCGGGGGAAGGAGCGACUGAACCCAACCCGGUGAUGACCUCUUUUUACUCUCCUUCCCAGAUUACAAACGUCAAAGCCUCAAGGUCAGACAUUGUAAAGACAGGGAACCCAAAGUCCACGCCAAAGCAUAUAUGGACAGAAAGCGGUAAGGAAAUGUCCAUCAGUAGGCUCUUGUCACAGACUCUGCACGGCAACAAGAACAGCACCGCGUUGGACCUUCACUAUAACACACCGGAGCCCUACUCAGAUCAAGACCUUUGGGACUGGCUGAGAAACUCCACAGACCCGCAGGACUCAAAGCCUCGAGCGAAGCGGCGGCCCAUGGUUAAGACAGGCAAGUUUAAGAAGAUGUUUGGCUGGGGAGACUUCCACUCCAAUAUAAAAACUGUCAAACUCAACCUGCUCAUCACUGGGAAAAUCGUAGAUCACGGAAACGGUACCUUCAGUGUGUACUUCCGCCAUAACUCCACUGGCCAGGGCAACGUAUCCGUCAGCUUGGUCCCACCAACUAAGAUAGUGGAGUUUGACGUGGCAGCACAGCAGUCCGUCAUCGACGCCAAGGACUCAAAGUCUUUCAACUGUCGAAUAGAAUAUGAGAAGGUGGAAAAGGGGGCGAAGAAUACUCUCUGCAACUUCGACCCAUCUAAGACCUGCUACCAGGAGCAAACCCAGAGCCAUGUUUCCUGGCUCUGCUCCAAACCUUUCAAAGUAAUCUGCAUCUUCAUUUCCUUCUACAGCACUGACUACAAACUAGUGCAGAAAGUGUGCCCAGACUACAACUACCACAGUGACACUCCCUACUUCCCCUCUGGGUGACGCUCCCAUUUGCUCAAGCUAAUGGAUGGCUGGAACAAAAAACUGGGGAUCCCUCCCAUUGCAGAUGUUAACCAUAAUGUCCCUAAACCUGUCUACAUGGUUUAACCAUCCCAAGUCCUGUUUAUUUUCUCCUUUAGAGGGAUGUGAAUUUAUUUUUAAUAUUUGAAGCCUAGAAAAAUAAAUCUGUAAUAUGCCUAAAAUGCACCUGGAAAACUGUGGUUGUUUUGUUAGCAUUUGCUUUUGAUUUAUGUCAUGUAUCCUCUAUGCCUUGGUACGAGGGAAGAGGCUGGUGUACUUGUCACUGUUAAAUUCAACCCUACUCAUUAACUAUAUUUAGUUAUCCCUGAUUUAUUCACAGUUUCAUAUUUUAUCUUUUUUUCACUUCUCAUACACAUACUCUUUAGCGACAGCAUCUGGGAUUACCGCUGCCUAUGCUGCGCGCUAAUAGGCUCCUGUUUGCUUGUUGCAUAACUGGAAAGCAAAAUAAAUCAUGAUAUUUAAAAACAACACAAAAAUAAUCUACGGUUGUUUUUACACAAACUGCAAACCAGUAAACGGUGGCGAGUUCAAUGUGAGUUUGGUGCUUUUAGAAACAUACGGUGGUGUCUCCUGCCUACAGGGUGAACUGGGACUGAGCGGAUAGCUUCCUGCUGGUCCAGUCCGAAUUUCAAACAACCAGUGUCAAUUCUCAGCUUUUUCAGUGAAGCCAGAAUGCAGCGUUUGGUGGAUGACUGGUUGACACACUGAAUGUCUGAUUGAACAUUUGGGGAAGGGAAGAUGGGGGUGGGCGGGGCUUCCUCAGUCUGAAAUAAUAUAUCAAAUGUAGUGUACUGAAUUCUAUAUCUUAGAGCCUAAUUUGUAUAAAUGAUUUGUACUGUACAUAGUUUAUCCAAAUGAAACUGCUUCUGUACAUGUCUCCACCUGAGCUGUGUGUUUACCCCUCCCUGAUCUUGGUCAACCAUUAUAAUGCUUGUUCUUGGUUCCUCUAUCAAAUAAAAAGAUGUUGAUUCCCUAGAUGUGAAUAUCAUGAAAACUACAAUUCUGUACUCAAGUUGUAAAACUGACUAAAGAUAUUAAAGCUAU